Molecule: messenger RNA, 4384 nt
Organism: Oncorhynchus mykiss (rainbow trout)
Lineage: Eukaryota; Metazoa; Chordata; Actinopteri; Salmoniformes; Salmonidae
Product: alpha-(1,6)-fucosyltransferase
Biological process (GO): protein N-linked glycosylation
Cellular component (GO): Golgi cisterna membrane
Molecular function (GO): protein binding; glycoprotein 6-alpha-L-fucosyltransferase activity
Source: RefSeq, a predicted model, not a curated record
CAAGUAGCCCCAGUAGAGGCCAAGCAGAGCGGAGUGACUACUCGGGCUCGCGUAGCAGUCUCCUUUCCCAGUUCCUGUUUCCGCCUUUCAGUCUUCAGACAGCUUAACAACUUAAAGCAUCAUCGUCAGGCAGAAAAUAGACCUUGAAGAAAUCCAAGCUUUAUGAGGUAAAGCCCGAAAGAAGUUGCCCUCUGAAGUCCGUUGUGAGUGGUCUGUGAGGCGUGUGUUAAGAGGGAAGUAUUCUACAAGGCCACUUCAUAGAGACCCAGGGAGACAUCUGUCAAUCAGUCAGUCAGGACUACAGAGACACAGAGGGUGACAGACCAGACUACCAGACCCAGGAUCAGCACACGCCCAGUCCAGCCUAGACCAGAGAGGACUCGGACAUCCUAACUCCCUGGAGGAACCAUAGCCAUGCAUUAACUAACCCCCCCAACCCUACUUGAACUACCUCUCACCAUCUCCGUCCUCCCCCCUCCCCCCCUACGCCCUCCGGCAUUCUCACCAUGCCUCAAGGCCUAUUGUGACGGGAGUGCUGUUCACCCCCCCCCCCCCCAUCCCUCACCCCAGAGGGGUGAAAGAUGCGCCCAUGGGCAGGUUCGUGGCGCUGGAUCAUGCUUGUGCUCCUGGCGUGGGGCACACUGCUGUUCUACAUCGGAGGUCACCUUGUGAAGGACAGCGAGCACCCGGAGAGAUCCAGCAGAGAGCUGUCCAAGAUCCUGGCCAAGCUGGAGAGACUGAAACAGCAGAACGAGGACCUGAGACGCAUGGCUGAGACACUCAGGUUACCAGAGGGCCAGUCUGACGGGGGCCCGGUGGUGAGUGCAGGCAGACUGCGGAUCCUGGAGGAACAAUUGAUCAGAGCUAAGGAACAGAUCAACUCCUACCGCAGCCUGCCUGGAGAUGGGCCAGGUAGGAACCAGGAAGAGCUGCGGAGGAAGAUAGAGAACGGGGUGAAGGAGAUCUGGUACUUUGUCCGCAGUGAGGUCAAGAAGCUGGGUCACAUGGAGCAGGGGGACCUGCAGAAACACAUCGACACACUGCUGCAGGAGCUGGGACACCAGCAGAGGUCCAUCAUGACUGACCUGCACUACCUGAGCCAGGCUGACGGAGCAGGAGACUGGAGAGAGAAGGAGGCCAAGGACCUGUCUGACCUGGUACAGAACAGGAUCACAUACCUCCAGAACCCCCAGGACUGCUCCAAGGCCAGGAAGCUGGUGUGUAACAUCAACAAGGGCUGUGGCUACGGCUGCCAGCUGCACCACGUGGUCUACUGCUUCAUGAUCGCCUACGGCACCCAGCGUACCCUCAUCCUGGAGUCCCAGAACUGGCGCUACGCCACGGGAGGCUGGGAGACCGUCUUCCUCCCGGUCAGUCAGACGUGCACCGAGCGCACCGGGGUCACCACCGGACACUGGUCAGGCGAGGCUAACGACAAAGACGUCCAGGUGGUAGAGUUACCCAUCGUGGACAGCCUGCACCCCCGCCCCCCCUACCUGCCCCUGGCCAUUCCCGAGGACCUGGCCCAGCGCCUCCACCGGCUCCAUGGUGACCCUUCCGUCUGGUGGGUGUCUCAGUUUGUCAAGUACCUGAUCCGGCCCCAGGCCUGGCUGGAGAAGGAGAUCCAGGACACCACCGCCAAACUGGGCUUUAGGCACCCCAUCAUAGGGGUCCAUGUGAGACGGACAGACAAGGUGGGGACAGAGGCAGCCUUCCACCCUAUAGAGGAGUACAUGGUACAUGUAGAGGACCAUUUCCAACACCUAGCCAGGCGCAUGCUAGUGGACAAGAAGAGAGUCUACUUGGCCACUGACGACCCCUCACUACUACAGGAGGCCAAGGCUAAGUACCCAGAAUAUGAGUUCAUCAGUGAUAACUCCAUCUCGUGGUCUGCGGGGCUGCAUAACCGCUACACCGAGAACUCUCUGAGAGGAGUCAUCCUAGAUAUUCACUUCCUGUCCCAGACCAACUUCCUGGUCUGCACCUUCUCCUCACAGGUGUGCCGUGUGGCCUAUGAGAUCAUGCAGACCCUCCAUCCUGACGCCUCAUCUCACUUCCACUCCCUGGAUGACAUCUACUACUUCGGGGGCCAGAACGCCCACAACCAGCUAGCCGUGUACGCCCACCAGCCCCGGAGCUCCGACGACAUCCCCCUAGAGCCUGGCGACCUGAUCGGGGUGGCGGGGAACCACUGGGACGGCAACUCCAAGGGCAUCAACCGCAAGACGGGCCGCACCGGCCUCUACCCGUCCUACAAGGUGAAGGAGAAGAUCGAGACCGUAAAGUAUCCCACGUACCCCGAGGCAGACAAGAUGCUGAAUCAGUAAAGAGAGACUGAGAUACAGACUGCUGCCCAGACAGACACUGAUAAAUUAUGAGAGAAAACGUGGACCUUUAGCCCGAGAGAGGGGACGAAGGGGAAUGCACUUUGAAUGAGUGUGGGUCUUGGUCAGUUGAAGUGUGUAUGAGUGCGUGUGUGUGUGCGCGUUUGUGAAAUGCGGCAUGUGGAGUAUCUACAGGGUAUCUGACUUACUCCUCACCAACCUGACCCUCCGGGACUAGGACCCUCCAGUGACUAACUCCUCACCAACCUGACCCUCCGGGACUAGGACCCUCCAGUGACUAACUCCGUCAGGGGGGUAAAAUAAAAGACUACAAUUAGCAAAGAAAUGAAAGAAAAUAAGGAAUAAACAAAUGAUAGCACUCCGGUGGAAUGAUGAAGGGAUCGCCCAAUCGGAGCUCUUUAUUUAAAUAAUAGUUGAAAUGACUGAGAAACCUCAGAAUGAUGACUGAAAAAAUAACUACAAAGAGAACUAAUUGUGAACUGUAAGAGCCAACAAACAAACUCUUGACUUUCGCCUCUCCCCCUGUGCUGUUCUCUUCUCUUCUUGUGGACAUUGGUUGUAGCCAAUUGUUUUCUUCCUUCUUUCCUUCCUGCCCUUGUUUCCUCUCCUCCUUUCACUCCUUUCUUCACUCACUCCGUUUCAACUUACGCCAACUCAUGCAUUUUUUUCUGGCCCACCCUCUUAAUUUUUCACCGCCAUAUUGUGCAUUUGGAUAAGUGAUUUUAAUGUUUUUAGUUGUUGUCGUUGGUGUGUGCGAGAGUGUGUGAGUGUGUGAGCAUUCGAGCAUGUGUGUGGGGUGUGUGUGAGUCCAAAUAGGGUGCCUACUAAGGAAAAUGGCUUCUGUACUUCUUCUCUCCAAGUGUCUCUGUUUUUGUUCGUGUCAAAGUGACGUCAGAGCCAUAAGGACCCAGGCCUUGCCAUGCAGAUACUGCACAUGCAGAAUAAUACAUACUGUACAUAAUAGAGAAAACGGUAUAUGCAGAAUACUGUAUAUGCAGAAUACCACAUUAAGAAUACUGUAUAUGCAGAAUACUGCAUGUAGGAUACUGUAUAUGCAGAAUACUACAUGUAGAAUACUGUAUAUGCAGAAUACCACAUUCAGAAUACUGUAUAUGCAGAAUACUACAUGUAGGAUACUGUAUAUGCAGAAUACUGUAUAUGCAGAAUACCACAUUCAGAAUACUGUAUAUGCAGAAUACUACAUGUAGGAUACUGUAUAUGCAGAAUACUACAUGUAGAAUACUGUAUAUGCAGAAUACCACAUUCAGAAUACUGUACAUACAGAAUACUACAUGUAGGAUACUGUAUAUGCAGAAUACCACAUUCAGAAUACUGUACAUACAGAAUACUACAUGUAGAAUACUGUAUAUGCAGAAUACCACAUUCAGAAUACUGUACAUACAGAAUACUACAUGUAGAAUACUGUAUAUGCAGAAUACCACAUUCAGAAUACUACAUGUAGGAUACUGUAUAUGCAUAAUACUACAUGUAGAAUACUGUAUAUGCAGAAUACUACAUGCAUAAUAGAGAACUGUAUUUGCAGAAUACUGUAUAUGCAGAAUACCACAUUCAGAAUACUGUAUAUGCAGAAUACUACAUGUAGGAUACUGUAUAUGCAUAAUACCACAUUCAGAAUACUGUACAUACAGAAUACUACAUGCAUAAUAGAGAACUGUAUAUGCAGAAUACUGUAUAUGCAGAAUACUAUAUAUACAGAAUACUAUAUAUGCAGAAUACUGUAUAUGCAGAAAACUGUACACUCCAGUCCAGACUCACUUAACUGUGUCUUACUCAUUUUCUGUUCAUGUCCUUUUUAAAAUGUUAUUUUAAUGUUAUUGAAUUUGAAAGAAAAAUGAAAAUUGACAACUACACUUUAAAAGAUUACAAACAAUGAUUAUUUACGUAUGAUGAUGAUAGCAUUGAUGAAGAUGAUGAUUAACGAAGAAUAUGAUUAUUGUCCACCAUGAAGACAUGUUCAUAUUUUAUGUUUCUGGGCAUUGUCUUUGAUAAAAGCAGAUCAAAUAAAGUGAUCGGCUCAA